Molecule: messenger RNA, 1595 nt
Organism: Nymphalis io (European peacock)
Lineage: Eukaryota; Metazoa; Arthropoda; Insecta; Lepidoptera; Nymphalidae
Product: zinc finger protein 626-like
Exons: 4
Coding region: 176-1432 (418 amino acids)
Biological process (GO): regulation of transcription by RNA polymerase II
Cellular component (GO): nucleus
Molecular function (GO): RNA polymerase II cis-regulatory region sequence-specific DNA binding; DNA-binding transcription factor activity, RNA polymerase II-specific; zinc ion binding
Source: RefSeq, a predicted model, not a curated record
ACAAAUAAAUGUGAAUUUUACCGUAUUAACUAUUACAAAAUAAUAAUUAAAUAUCAUAUAAUGUUUGGUCUUACAAAUGUUAUGAUAAAACAUUAAGAUGAAAAAUUACGUUUCUAUUUUUAAAAUAUGGUAUAUGCUUAUAAAAUAUUUAAAUAAGAAAAUCUAACUUCCUAAUAUGGAUGAAAACAUUUCACUAAAUUUAUGCAGAAUUUGUUUAGAUAAUGGGGCCAAUAUAUCCAUAUUUGAAAAUAAUGAAGAUGAAAACUGUGAUAUACAAGCUAAUCUAUCCUUAUGUUUGAAAGAAAAGAUAGAAGAUAUAGAUGGUUAUCCACGUUUUAUAUGUCAGGCAUGCAAUGAUAUAUUAAAUGUGGCAUGUAAUUUUAUUAAUAAAUACAAGAACACAUGUAAAAUAUUGGCAAAUGGAUUAGAUAUUAUAAAGCAUGAAAAUGAACUCAGUAGUGUAAGUUGUAAAGAACAAUCCGAGGAAGAGAUUGAAUUAGAAAAAAUAAAAAAUGAGUAUAAAAGUGAUGAUGAUGAAUUAAGUGAUCAUCAUCAAGAUUUUUUUAAACCAUUACAACUUAAAUUUAAGUUAAAGGUAGAGAAAGAAAAAAUAUCAAAAGUUAUAAAGAAGAAAAGAAGUGUUGCCAAAACAAAUAGUAAACAAAUCACAAAUAAAAUAGCUUCUUCUAUAUUAGAAGGUGAAUUAGCUUGGAAUGGUGAAGAAUGGUGUUUAAACUCCAGCAAAACUAAGCAAUUAUCCCAAGAAAAAUCAAAACUGUUAAAACAAAAACCUGAAAAUCGAAAAAGGGUUAAAAUAAAAUUACCUAAAACAAAGAAACCAAACCCACCAAAAUUAUGUGAUUUAUGUGGUGAAGUAUUUAAAAGCCAGGAUAAAUUAUCAGUUCAUAAGAAAAAUGUGCAUUUCAGAAACCCCGUCAAAUGUGUACAUUGUUUACGAUUAUUUGUAUCUGAUUAUUACUUAAACAGACAUAUGAAAAGAAAACACGACGCAGAUAAAAAAUUUAUAUGUGCAAUUUGCGGACGAGGAUUCGCCUUUAAGGGAGAACUUAGUAGUCACAAUAAAAAUGUUCAUAACAAACACUUGAAACCAAAGAAACAAUAUAAAUGUAAAUUUUGUAAUAAAUUAUACAAGUGUGCUAAAUCUGUCAUUGUACACGAGAGAUCGGCUCACACAGGUCAAAGGCCAGCUGUUUGUUCUGUAUGUGGAAGUAGUUUCUAUCAUGAUGACUAUUUAAAGGAACACAUGCGACUACAUACUGGGGAGACUCCAUUCAAAUGUCCCAUUUGUGACAGGGGAUACGCUCAACGAUGCAAUAUGAAGAGUCAUCUCAGAAUACAUAAAAGAUCAGAGCUUGAUGCAGCUACUUUGAGUAAACUGAAACCUAAUUAUUUAAGACUUCUAAAGGCAUGACUUUAUACACAUUAUUAUAAGUUACAUGACACUAUAUUAGUGUCCAAUUUGAAUAAUACUAUUUAUAAUUAUUAUUCUCUUAGAUAACAAUUUCAUUUUUUAUUACAAUUUUUUUUUUAAAGUAAACAAUUAUCUUUACUGUCAACUUAUUACACUAAAUUUA